Chrysochloris asiatica (Cape golden mole) is the source of this 1308-nucleotide messenger RNA. RefSeq names its product enolase 1, (alpha) (gene ENO1). The transcript has 11 exons. The record is from RefSeq and is a predicted model, not a curated record. The coding region runs from base 4 to 1308 and encodes 434 amino acids. Gene Ontology annotation, molecular function: magnesium ion binding; phosphopyruvate hydratase activity. Gene Ontology annotation, cellular component: phosphopyruvate hydratase complex. Gene Ontology annotation, biological process: glycolytic process. NCBI's taxonomy places the organism in Eukaryota, Metazoa, Chordata, Mammalia, Afrosoricida, Chrysochloridae.
ACCAUGUCCAUUCUCAAGAUUCAUGCCAGAGAGAUUUUUGACUCCCGUGGAAACCCCACUGUUGAGGUUGAUCUUUAUACUGCAAAAGGUCUCUUCAGAGCUGCUGUGCCCAGUGGUGCCUCUACUGGUAUCUAUGAGGCCCUGGAGCUCCGGGACAAUGAUAAGACCCGCUAUCUGGGGAAAGGUGUCUCAAAGGCUGUUGAGCACAUCAAUAAAACUAUUGCGCCUGCCCUGGUUAGCAAGAAGCUGAACGUUGUGGAACAGGAGAAAAUCGAUAAACUGAUGAUAGAGAUGGACGGAACUGAGAACAAGUCGAAAUUUGGGGCCAAUGCCAUUCUGGGUGUGUCCCUUGCUGUCUGCAAGGCUGGAGCUGUUGAGAAGGGGGUCCCCCUGUACCGGCACAUUGCUGACUUGGCUGGCAAUUCUGAAGUCAUCCUGCCAGUGCCCGCUUUCAACGUGAUCAACGGUGGCUCUCAUGCUGGCAAUAAGCUAGCCAUGCAGGAGUUCAUGAUCCUCCCAGUCGGAGCAUCAAACUUCAAGGAAGCCAUGCGCAUCGGAGCCGAGGUUUACCACAACCUGAAGAAUGUCAUCAAGGAGAAAUAUGGAAAGGAUGCUACCAACGUGGGGGAUGAAGGCGGGUUUGCCCCUAAUAUCCUGGAGAACAAAGAAGCCCUGGAGCUGCUUAAGAAUGCAAUUGGAAAAGCUGGUUACACUGACAAGGUGGUGAUCGGCAUGGAUGUAGCUGCCUCAGAGUUCUUCCGGUCUGGAAAGUAUGACUUGGACUUCAAGUCUCCUGAUGACCCCAGCAGGUACAUCUCACCUGACCAGCUGGCAGACCUGUACAAGUCUUUCAUCAAGGACUACCCAGUGGUGUCCAUCGAGGACCCCUUUGACCAGGAUGACUGGGAUGCUUGGACGAAGUUCACCUCCACUUCAGGGAUCCAGGUGGUAGGGGACGAUCUCACAGUGACCAACCCAAAGCGAAUUGCCAAGGCCGUGAGCGGGAAGUCAUGCAACUGCCUCCUGCUCAAAGUGAACCAGAUUGGCUCUGUGACUGAGUCUCUUCAGGCGUGCAAACUGGCCCAGUCCAAUGGGUGGGGCGUCAUGGUGUCUCAUCGUUCUGGAGAGACUGAGGAUACUUUCAUUGCCGACCUGGUUGUGGGGCUCUGCACUGGACAGAUCAAGACUGGUGCACCAUGCCGAUCUGAGCGCUUGGCCAAGUACAACCAGAUCCUCAGAAUUGAAGAGGAGCUGGGCAGCAAGGCUAAGUUUGCCGGCCAGAAGUUCAGAAACCCCUUCGCCAACUAA